CAGGAAACGAAUACGAGGACACAUUGUCGUGGAACAGGAGUUGAAACAUUGUAACGAUCCACUGCUCACAGACUGAGAAGCCCACUUUGAUUAAGGUGCACGAGGAAGGUUUUCAGACACAGCACCUUCACGUGAAGACAGGCUAAGAGCCAUGUCUACCGCGGUGGAUCUGAAGACAAAGGAGGAGAAGGAUGCCGAGCUGGACCGGAGGAUCGAGGCCCUGAGGAAGAAGAACGAAGCGCUGGUCAAGAGAUACCAGGAAAUAGAAGAGGACAAAAAGAAGGCGGAGCAAGAAGGCAUCGCCGUGACGACAGCCAGGAAGCCCCGCCCUCACGAUGGAGAACCAGACAGGCGGAGGACAGAUAAGGAGAACUUCACUGUGACCGUAGACCUGUCCAGGCCUGCAGGGGACAAGCGCUCUGUGAUGAAUGACUGGAAGAGCACAGGGCCCCCGAGGGGCAGGAGGACCUCAGAGGAGGGGGAUGGUAGCCCCCCUAGGAGGGCAGGGUCAGGGCGUCUGGGGCGCGGCGGCCAGCGUGGGGGCGGGGCCCGCCAGGAGAGGAGGGAACCUCGCCCCGAUAGAGGAGAACCUCGUCCAGAGAGACCAUACAAGGAGGGGGAGACAGGGGAGGGGCCUGGGAUGGGCCGGAGGGGAGGGAGGAGAGGUGGAAGAGGAGGGAGAGAAGGGGGAGGCAGAGAGGGAGGAGGCAGAGAGGGAGGAGGCAGAGAGGCAGGCUCUGGUGGUGACAGGAAGUCUAAGGAGUGGGAGGAGAAGAGGAGACAGAAUAUUGAGCAGAUGAACGAAGAGAUGGAGAAGAUCGCAGAGUAUGAGAGAGGCCAGAGGGGGGACGGAGACAGGCCCAUCCGGAACUUUCUGGACGACCCUCGGCGCUCCGGUCCGGUUCCGGACAUCGAUCGCAAGGAGGGCAGCCGACGGCACGUCCGGAACUGGGGCGGGCUGGACUUUGAGAAUGUGAAGACGGGAGCCGAGAUGGAGAAGGAGUGGAGUAGUCGGAGGCCGGGUCCUAAGGGAACAGACAUGACCAUGUCGAUGACGGGGCGUGAGCGGGCUGAGUACCUGCGCUGGAAGAAGGAGCGUGAGCAGAUCGAUGAAGAGCGUCUGGCACGCCACCGCAACGCUACGGGCCAGUGGAAACGGGAGUGGGACGCUCAGAAGACAGACACCAUGUUCAAGGAGGAUCCAGCUUUGGCCUCUGAAGGCAACACGCCUGACCAGGAAGGACGCAGAGAUGACAGUAAACGCCCCCCCAAGGCGCCCACAUUUGGAGACUUCCUGGGUCAGGGGCGUGGCCGGGAGGGUGGGCGUGGGGAGCGUGCCCGGGGGCGGGGUCAGAGCAAGAGUUACAGCAUGCAUGACAACCGCUGGGAGGGAGAGAGGGAGGACGAGGAGAAAGAGAAGAGCGACAAGCCCAAAAGAGAGGAGAGGACGAAGGUGGGAAAGAAGACCAGAGGCUCCACGUCCCAGAAGGUGGGGGAGAAGAGUGGAGCAGGAGAGGAGGACGAGGACGAGUGGGAGGACGCCAGCGACGGGGAGGACGAGGAGGAGGAGAUCUCAGGGGAUGACGACUCUGAGGAGGAGGGCAGGAAAGACAGAGAGUCCCAGAAGGAGAAAACGACAAGGAAAAAAACCCAGACCGCCAACCCCAGACAGCAGCGCACCCCCCGGCCCAAGGUGCACAUCCCCCCCCCGCAAGCAGCACAGGACUCCCCGGAGGGGGCCAAGCCCCUCAGUCCCUUCACCCCCCUGGAGGGCCACCAGCCUGUGUCUGACUGGGGGGAGGAGAUGGAGAUGGUGUCACCACGCAGUAGCCUAGGAGAGAGCCCUCUGAAGCCCCCCAGUGCGGAGAGCAGCCCCCCCCAGGUCCAGAGCAGACCUCCCCAGGCCCAGAGCAGCCCCCCCCAGGCCCAGAGCAGCCCCCCCCAGGCCCAGAGCAGCCCCCCCCAGGCCGAGCCCCUGGAGAAGCAGGCAUCGUCAGUAGAGAAGGCCGACGUACAGAGAGUGGUAGUUUCUGAACCGGCACCAGAGGACACCCCUGCCCUGAAGACAUCAGCCCCAACACAGCCUGCCUCCAGCCCCCCCCAAGCCCCUGAAACAGAGGCCCCCUCGUCCUCUCCCCCUGCCAGCCCCAGCCCAGCCCCAGGCCUCCCACCUCAGGGUAACUGCGUCACACUAGCUCUCUUCACAGCUUGGGAUGUAACUGGGUGUUUGAGGAAACGUCAAUUCUGAAAUGUGGUUUUCUUCUCUCGCAGACUCAGUGGAGGCCCCUCCCCCUGCAGAGACCACUCCCCCUGCGGAGGCCCCUCCCCCUGCGGAGGCCCCUCCCCCUGCGGAGGCCCCUCCCCCUGCGGAGGCCCCUCCCCCUGCGGAGGCACCUCCCUCUGCGGAGGCACCUCCCCCAGCAGCUGAGCUGGAAACGGACCAGACCCCACAGGCACCGGCCCAGGUAACCGGUGGUGACCCGGUGCCAGAGCCCGCCCCCUCCGGGCCGCAGGCGGAGAGCGAGUGCCCGUCUGAGCUGCCGUCCUCAGCGGGAGAAGAGCCGUCGUCCUCCUCCUCCUCCUGUACUCCCAGCUGAGGCGCACAAGACAACACAGUGACUCCCUUCUCCUCCCCCCCUCCUCCCCCCCCCCCCCUCUGCUCUGUUGACAGGCUGAGACGUGAGCUCAUCUGGACAAACUGACUUUCCACUGCUAGUGGUUUACAGAGGCUGGAGGAGGAGAGGAGGAGAGGAUGAUACCACACCUCUUUCUCAGUUAGCUUGAUUGAGGCCGUCAGCUUAGACUAAAGAGGAGGAGCCAAGUAGCUACCUGGACCCUAAAACACACACACACAUACACACACAUACCCCCUCACAUACACACACAUACCCCCUCACACACACACACACAUACACACACACACACACACUGUCUCCUCCUGUUCCUCUCCCUCCCUCUCUUCUCUCUUGUACCUUCUACACUGUCAGGUUCCAGUCAGUCUGCCACACAGAGAAAGAACCGGGUUCUAACACAGGUGGAACCGAACCUGCUACCUUGUUAUAGUGGCGAUGAUGAUGAUGAUGAUGAUGAUGAUGGUAAGCGACAGUGAGGAUGGUGUGAUGUGUCACCAUGUUGUCCUGACACAUUUUUUAAUUGAGUUUUGAUGAGUUUGUGUGUUUGUUAUAUUAGUGUGGGAUGAGUCACUGCUUGGUUUGGGUUCCCACCGUGUGACCGCACCUCAACACAACUGCUUUCCAGAAACACCCUCCUUCUGCUCCUGUUAGUUCAGGGAUGGAGACUGACGGGGAGAUAAUGGGUUGUAAUGCCCGCAGUGAUGUUCCUGGAAGCGGGCAUUAUUUAGCAUGAGAAACAGUACAGGGGAACAUCGUCUAGAAUAAAUGUUUACAUGAGCUUGAUCGCAGCUCAAAGUGUUUCAUUAGGCCACACCCUCUCUCCCCUCUCAUUCUAUCAAUAGAUAAUGUGUGGGUUAUCUGUCUAUAAAGUUUGUAUUGACCGUUGAUCACUCAUAUGGAACAAAGUCAUUGAACUGAGGUUCAGAUUAACAAUGUACAGAGCCCCUGUUAUCACCUAAUCAUGGACACGACUGUAAAUAUGAAUGUGGAAAGAGCGUUUUUAGUUGUCAGUUGAUAAUUAUGCUAUCACAUCAGGAGUAUUUGUUCGUUCGUUUUUUUUCUAUUUCUUUUUUAUCUUCUUUUGAAAUGUGAUUGUGAUGCAGUGACUGUGAAGUGAAUGCAGGUGUUAGUAACAUCUAAUGCGGGUUAAGGCUGUCAGUCUAGCGUCUUGUCGCAUCGCAUCUGUGACUGACGGGGCUCGUGGCUGUUCACGUGCUGUCGUUUUCACUAAGGGCUGACACGAGGUGUCGCUUAUCUCAGCCGCCGAGAGUUUUGGGAUUUUUCUUGUUUUUAAGUUGGCCUUUUCACAGCAUCAUGAAAUUGUUGUAAAAACGAAUAGUCUCAGAUGUUGAUGUUUAAACUCUGAUCAACCUUUGCUUUAAUUUUUAAUUUUCCAAAAGAAACAAUGAUGAAAUUGUGAGUGGAUGAAUACAUGGUAACGUGAGGAACUGCAAUAUGUACAGUUUUUAAAAUGCAACUGAACAUUCCAAGGUUGUCUGAAGACGUACGAAAAAGUUAAUUUCUUUGUAACUUGCUUUGUUUUUAUUUCAGUUUAUGACGCGUGAUUGUAUAGACUAUAGACCUUCGGGCAUUACGUUCAACCUGCUUUAGGCUACCUGUCUUCCGGUUGCACCAGAAAACUGCUUUAUGAUGUUUUUGGUUUUAAUUUGCCUUCAGAAUGGGAUGGCAUAUCCCGAUUUAGCUUAAUUUAAAACGAUUCUUCACUGUAGUUUCCAAAUGAAUCAUUGUCCCUAUAAGAUGCCACCCUCCACCUUUUUAAGAACACUUCAGUCAUCGAAGCAAGUUUUUAAACGGCUUUUCUUCCUAGAAAGGUAAAUGUGUCAUUUACUUGUCAUCUUAUCUAAUAUGCACGUCAAAUGUAUCACCUUGGUUUAAUUUUGCUUUUGAGUUCUGGUAUCCAAUAAAUGUAUUUGUCUGGUU
This is a messenger RNA of Hypomesus transpacificus, 4574 nucleotides long. It is a transcript of the gene ccdc9, whose product is annotated as coiled-coil domain containing 9. Lineage: Eukaryota; Metazoa; Chordata; Actinopteri; Osmeriformes; Osmeridae. The record is from RefSeq and is a predicted model, not a curated record.